Molecule: messenger RNA, 2597 nt
Organism: Tigriopus californicus
Lineage: Eukaryota; Metazoa; Arthropoda; Copepoda; Harpacticoida; Harpacticidae
Product: proton channel OtopLc-like
Exons: 7
Coding region: 715-2436 (573 amino acids)
Biological process (GO): proton transmembrane transport
Cellular component (GO): membrane
Molecular function (GO): proton channel activity
Source: RefSeq, a predicted model, not a curated record
UCUUUAAAGCCACUAUUAUACUUGAGUAACCAAUCAAACUUCAACCUUUUUCACCUUUUCAAAUCUUUUUUCUGCGUUUUCAUAACUUAUUUUGGCCAAAAGUCACACCCUAAAGCAUGCUCACUUGACCAAACUUAUAAAAUAUCUUUCCGACCCUACUAAUGACCCAUGGAAGCCAAUCAAGGACGUCAACUAUUCAACUAUAAUUAAACACUCCAGGCCUAUCAAGCUUCACCUGUUAUCGGUCGGUCGGAUCAUCCAGGACUGAAGCAGUUUUCUUAGCAAGUUCACCAACCAAGUCAACCAUCAGACGAAAUUCUCGUGAAAUGGAGUGUUUUCAUUCAGCGAUUCGAAAGCAAAUGACUGAUGCUUGAUUGCAGCCUGGUUAAUAUUCAACGAGUUCACAGAGACCCAAAGAAAAACAAACAGUUUCAUUCUCCUAUAUACGUAAGAAAGAGUCAUCUCCAGUCCAAAUUCUGGAGUUUCAAUAUUGAUCGUGAGUGCAUGCGUUAUCACGAGUCAUCAUUAUCGAAUGACGUGGAAAGAGAAAAACCCAUCACAAUUUCUGACUCUCACGAACAUACAAGUUUGUGGUCGGACUCUUUGGUUUGUUUUGAUCGUCUAACAUGGUUUGAAGACCGAGAUUGCUCUUCAGUUCCCCCGAUAGUUCAUAGAAGAGGUCAGUGCUGUCGGUAGUGCUUAAUUUCACCUCCAAUGGCAUUUCCAACCAGUCGCAGUACCCCCAAUUUUGGGACCUCCCAUCGAAACCAUUCCAAAAUCAGCCUCCAUGCUCUACACCUUCAAGCCACUAGGUUUGUUGAAGAGGCACCCGUGUUCACUCAUAAGUCGUUGAGCUCGAUUCACAGUGCUUUUUCUUCGCUCUAUGCCAUGGUUCUGGUCACUCUGUUUCUGGCCUUUUCUUACACAGAAGUGGUCACGUUCCCGCGGUUCCAUCAUUAUUUAGAGAACUAUGGGUUUUACAUCUAUUUGUAUGGCGUGGCAGAUCUGUUCUUCAUCUACGUUUUGUCCAUUGCUAUCUGGAGUGAAAGGAAGAAAACCGUGUUGGACAACCUGAGAAUCGUUCUAAACCACAAGAGUCACGGAUGUCUUCCAGCGCGGAUUGGGAUCAUAUUCUUCGGAUGCGGAACCUUGAUUUACUUAAUCCUGGAACUAAUCGCCUUCUUUAUGACCCAAAGCUCGCUCCAGUGCUACCAUUCCACGGACGGGGCGAAUUCCAUUUUGGGAAUCCUAUUUGUUCUCCUCCAGGCCUGUCUAAUCUUCAUGUACCCGAGAUUGAACCUCGACACUUGCAAUUUCUUGGAUGGGUUUGGAACAAUGCAUGUGGUGGCCACCAACAUCAUUGUUUGGAUCCAUUCCAUCAUUUCCGAGAGCUUAUACGAAUUCGAAGAAGCAGAGGAUCAUAGGCUGGAAUCUGUUCCCACAAAUGUAACGAACAUGGGGUGUGACUUUUUGGGUGAGAGGCUGAAGGGUGUGUACGAUUUGAACCACCGAUGUGAGAAGAACAAGGUCAAUAUCAUUGGCUACGCCUUGUCCAAGAUGGAACACUUCUUGUAUCCGUUCAUAAUUGAAUUUGCUCUGAUUGGGGCCAGCGUUUUUUUCGUCAUGUGGAGACAUAUUGGAAGACACUCGCACCCCUCAGUGGAACAGCCUCACUUGGACGUGAAGAUUCAUCGACCUCGACCCCUUGAAUUCAUCAAGAGGACCGCUUGGGACCACUCCUUGAAGGGAGCCGUGGCCGGGAUCUUUAUCUUAUUCUUGGCCGUAUUGAAUUUGGUUCUGUUUUUCAAUGCCGAGGGAGCCGAGCACAACAACAGCCAAGCCGAGUAUUUCUCCAAAUUAACGAAAAUCCUCAUCAACGUAUGUGGAAUCCUGGCUUUGGUCAUUGGGAUAUGGCAGAUCCAGUUCCUGGAGGAUAUCGAGAACAUCGACAAAGCCGAGGCUGAGAAUCGCAACUUGGACACGGCUCUUCUGCGUUUCACCUCCUUUUUCGCUUACCUCUAUCAAUGUUUUACCAUCAUUACCGGAAUCUUCAACGCAAAUGCGAAUGGCUUCCCCGUCCAGCUCCACGACCUCAAUGCCAUUAUAGCCGCUAUUCAAAUCACAUUGCAACUAGUUUUUAUCUUUGAUUUAAGAUGGAAGAAACUACCUCAAAACGACUCGGACACGAAACCCGGUCGUCAAGUGGCCAUUUUCAUGUUCUUCUUCAACAUCGGAAUGUGGUUGGUGUUCACAUUCGAGAUUCAAAAAGUUCGAUCAAGCCUGGUGGAAGCCCACUUUUAUGGUUUCAUGCCAUGGGUCAUCAUCCAACGAGUCACUUUGCCUCUGACCAUCUUCUUCAGAUUUCAUUCCGCGGUGGUUAACAUCGAGAUGUGGAAAAACAUUUACAACGUUCACCCUGCAUCACAACACGAAUGAAGUGCAAUAAUAGCGAUGCUCUUUGGGCUUUAAAUGUAAAUUGUCACAAUAAACGGUACCCAUUUGUCUCCGCGUUUUUGGCUCCAGGGUAAUUAGAUCAGGUGAGCGAAUCCGUUGCCAAGUUGCCAAAUUGCCAAGUUGGAUAAAGCAAGCAGAGCUAG